AGUCGCACGCGGUCCCUACUCUAUAAAUACAAAACAAAAACGUAACAAACCCAUUUCAAACAUUUAUCUCACGACCGAGUCCCCACCCCACACACACACACACACACACACACCGACUCUCACACUACUCCCAUUUAAUCAACCCACACACAAUUAUGGCGGUGGUCGUUAUCGACGGAUCCACGGUUAGGAACUUCGUCAACGACGAACCUCACUUCAACAAGAGUAUUGACGACGCCUUCGCUUCUCUUGAUCUCAACAACGACGGCGUUCUCUCCCGAUCCGAGCUCCGCAAGGCCUUCGAGACCCUCCGCCUAAUCGAGACUCACUUCGGCGUCGACGUUGCUACUACCCCCGAACAACUCACCCAACUCUACGAUUCCAUCUUCGAGCAGUUCGAUUGUGAUAAAAGCGGUACUGUUGAUGCCGAAGAGUUCCGUACGGAGAUGAAGAACAUCUUGCUCGCUAUCGCUGAUGGAUUAGGCUCCUCUCCCAUUCAGAUGGCGCUUGAUGACGGCGAUCGGAGCUUCCUCAAGCAAGCCGCGGAUCUGGAGGCUUCCAAGCUCGGCCAAUCGUCCACCUGAUCGCGAUUGCUACCGGUUUGCUGGUUCCCUUUCGUUUUUCUGCUAAUUUUCUUCAGAUAUGAACAUGUGUGUGAAUCUGAUUUCAGAAUAAAAUAGAUCUUUAUUCGCCGUUUACGGUGGAUGGAAUGAUCGAUUUAGAUUUUAACAUGUAGAGAUUUAGACGAUUAGAUGAAUAAGGACUCUAAUGAUCAAUAUUGCUCUCGUCUUUUUUA
Messenger RNA from Cucumis melo (muskmelon), 796 nucleotides. RefSeq lists its product as uncharacterized. The coding region runs from base 156 to 584 and encodes 142 amino acids. The transcript has a single exon. NCBI's taxonomy places the organism in Eukaryota, Viridiplantae, Streptophyta, Magnoliopsida, Cucurbitales, Cucurbitaceae. The record is from RefSeq and is a predicted model, not a curated record. Gene Ontology annotation, molecular function: calcium ion binding.